This is a messenger RNA of Trypanosoma brucei brucei TREU927, 2121 nucleotides long. RefSeq names its product leucine-rich repeat protein (LRRP), putative (gene Tb927.3.580). Gene Ontology annotation, biological process: SCF-dependent proteasomal ubiquitin-dependent protein catabolic process. Lineage: Eukaryota; Euglenozoa; Kinetoplastea; Trypanosomatida; Trypanosomatidae. The transcript has a single exon. The record is from RefSeq and is a predicted model, not a curated record. The coding region runs from base 1 to 2121 and encodes 706 amino acids. Gene Ontology annotation, cellular component: SCF ubiquitin ligase complex.
AUGGUGAAGAUUUCCUGGGUGACGGAAUGCCCAGUGAGGGAAGAAGUAGGGUGUCCCCAGUGCCUAAUGAAGUGUGCGGUUCCCAUUGAAGUGUUGCCAUGUGAGCACGUUCUGUGUAGCACGUGCUAUCGCGAUUUAUCAGUGUGUCCUCUAUGCGAUAUAAGCGUAUGUUCCCGUCGGCCUGCGUUCCGUUAUGAGUUGGACAACACCCGGUUUGCGAGGUGCAGAAGAAGAAGCUCAGUCGCUACAACAUUUAUCGGGAGUGAGGAUUGUAGCGGCAGUGUGGAUCCUGUGAAAUUAACGAAGCGAAUGGGAGGAAAGGUGCCGUCCAAAAUAUAUGAGCAGGUCCUUAAAGCAGAGGAGAGUAAUUGGACUGUGAUGGAUUUGGAAAAUUGCGUGGAUCUGUCAAGAAUUCGGGCACUCUCUGGAGUUCCAACUUUGGAGGAAGUCAAUCUCAGCGGAUAUAGCAAGUUGAAGACUGAUUUGGAGCAUAUUAUGACGUUGAGUAAUUUACGGAAAUUGACUUUGGACAACACGGAGUUGGACGAUGAGUGCGUCGUUGAGAUCAGCAGUAAUAGGAUACUCUUGCAUCUGAGCUGCAAUAAUUGCCAUCAUAUCACGGACAUUUCACCUGUAGCAGAGAUAAAAACACUCGAGGAGCUCUCCCUAUCGGGUUGUAAAAAUAUUAAAAAGGGUUUGGAACACAUUUGUGCACUGCCCAACGUGAGGAAGUUGAGUUUGAGAGGCACCGCGGCUAACGACGCGUGCAUCUUGAGUCUCAGCGGGAGUACGCAUUUGGCUGAUUUGGAUUGCAGUGAGUGUAUGAAUAUCUCUGAUAUAAAAGCAUUGGGAAAAAUUAGUCCGCUGGAGGUGUUGUCGCUUGAGAAGUGCAUUAACAUGAAGGAGGGGCUGGAGGAGCUGGCUGCGAUUCCGAACUUGAGGGAACUGAAUUUGGCCAGUACAUGCAUUGAUGAUGAGUGUGUCAUUAAAGUCAGUACAUUCAAGCAACUGGUUCAUUUGAACUGCGAAAAUUGCCUCGCUGUUACUGAUAUUCAACCACUGGCGAAAAUGAAGACUCUGGAGUACCUCUCAAUUGGAGGGAGUCGCAAUAUUGAGGUUGGCGUCCGCCAAGUAUGCGGGAACCCGAAGCUAACAGGGCUCAAUUUGGGUGGUGUGGUUGUGAGGGAUGUGGAUGUUAUGUUUCUGCGUGAAUUCGAAGGGUUCGUCACACUGAACUUGUCUGGAUGUGCAAGGAUGAAGGGACUGUACGCUCUAGAUGGGUGCACAAGAUUGAGGACAUUGAUACUCAGAGGAUGUAAAAAUGUCAAGGACAUCACGCUGCUAAGGGAGUGUAAGGAUAUCACCACAUUGGAUUUUACCGGGUGCAUCAGUUUGUCCGAUUUGAGGCCAUUAAGGAAUUGUGGAAGUCUGAAAAUGUUGAAUCUUUCGGAGUGCGCGAGACUGAAACACCUUACUGGUGUGGAGGAAUGCAAGAAGCUUGCAACUGUAGAGAUGAUUGAUUGUAAAACGUUGGAAGACAUCAGUGCACUCCGUGGUUGCACGAACUUAGAGACACUAAAUUUGUGCAACUGUGGAGGGAAUCCAGACCUGAGUGUUUUAGGCGCAUGCAAGAAUCUGAAGACGCUGAGGCUUACAGGGAGCAGCAAAAUAGAUGAUUUCAGUAUGUUAAGUGGCUGCUCAAAUCUGAUGACAGUGGAGCUUAACGAUUGUGUGAGCCUGAGGGAGGUUUGGUUGAAUGGGUGCGAGUGCCGGAAUCUCACAAACCUUUACCUAAGCAACUGUGAAAAUAUCACGGACUUGUGGUUGGAUGGGUGCGGCAACUUGAGAACGCUUGAUUUGCGGAAUUGCACGAGACUAUGGUACAUUCAUGGACAGCGAGAUUGCAGGGGGUUGCUGACUCUCGAUUUACGGAAUUGCGGGACAAUAAGGAAUGGUAUUGUCGAAUUCAUGAAUCUCCCACGCCUGUGUGUUCUCUACAUCGAUGACAACAAUGCAGACAGGAAUUUGGUUGAGGGUUUGAUGGACAGAGGUGUUGAUGUGGAAGUAACAGAUGAAACUCAUGCUUGCUACGUUAAAAGGAUGGAUGAUGAAUAUAUGUAG